Messenger RNA from Dufourea novaeangliae, 902 nucleotides. Its product is annotated as phosducin-like protein. NCBI's taxonomy places the organism in Eukaryota, Metazoa, Arthropoda, Insecta, Hymenoptera, Halictidae. The record is from RefSeq and is a predicted model, not a curated record. Bases 32 to 886 code for a protein of 284 amino acids. The transcript is spliced from 3 exons. Gene Ontology annotation, biological process: regulation of G protein-coupled receptor signaling pathway.
CAUGCGUUAUUUGUAAACAAUACAACUGAACAUGUCAACUUUGGAAGACAAAAUUCUGGGAGAAAAGUUGCACUACUAUUGCAGUAGUUCUAGUGAGGAUGAAGGAAACGAUUCAACAGAUUCUGAUAAAGAGUUAGACAAUGAAAAGUAUCAGAGAUCAGUCACAGAGUCCAUAGAGCCAUCAUUUUCAGAAUGGGAUGGAACUUCUAGUAAUACUGGACCAAAGGGUGUUCUAAAAGAUUGGCAACGAUAUAAACAAUUGGAAGCUGCGAAAAGAGAUGAACAAGAAAGAGAAAGACUUUUGCUGAUUAAAAAACUGAGUCUAACAUGUCGCAGUUCCCUAGAUGAAGAAAAGGAAAAAAUUUUAGAAACUGACCCUGAUCUUGCUGAAUUAUUAGCCGAUGAAUUUCUUUUGGAAUACCAGAGACAGAGAAUGAAGGAAAUGCUUACAAAGGCAGAGAAACUUCGUUUUGGUAGACUUAUUAACUUAGAAACAGCAGAUCAGUUUCUAGAAGCAAUUGACAAUGAAGAUAAAUCUGUGACAGUUGUUGUGCAUAUUUAUGAAAACAAUGUCCCUGGCUGUGAAGCCAUGAAUGGAUGUUUAAUAUCUGUUGCAGAAGACUAUCCCUUUGUAAAGUUUUGUAAAAUUUUAGGUUCUGUGGCUGGUCUUAGUAAACACUUUAAAAGAGAUGGCGUACCUGCUUUAUUAGUUUACAAGUCAGGACAAGUAAUAGGAAAUUUUGUUCAUGUAACAGACUAUUUAGGAGUAGACUUUUAUGCAUCAGAUGUUGAAAACUUUCUAAUAGAACAUGGUAUGCUGACUGACAAAAAUUGUGUACCUGCCAUUAUUUCGCAAAACGAGGAUACAUUAUCGGACAGUGAAUAAAUAGAAUGGAUAAAUA